AUGUUUGGCAAAAAAUCCAUCAAAGUCAAUGGCGCCGACUGCGGCUUCGAGGCCAUCAUCCUCGGGGCCACGACCUCUCUCGGCGGAUUCCUUUUUGGAUAUGACACCGGUCAGAUCUCGGGAAUGCUCCUCUUCAAGGACUUCAUAAGGCGAUUCGCAGAGCCGGUAGGAAACGGAGAGUACGAGUGGAACUCCAUAAACAAAUCGCUUCUCGUGUCGCUCAUGAGCAUCGGAUGCCUCAUAGGCUCAUUGUCAGGCGCCUACACCGCUGGUUGGUGGGGUCGGCGCAAGAGCCUGUCGUUUGGCGUAGCCAUCUUCAUCAUUGGCAACGUUAUCCAGAUCACGUCCAUGUACAGCUGGGUCCAUAUGAUGAUGGGCCGCUUCGUUGCUGGUCUCGGUGUUGGCAAUUUAUCCGUCGGUGUCCCCAUGUUCCAGUCGGAGUCGUCCCCUCGAGAAAUUCGCGGAGCUGUAGUCGCCUCGUACCAGCUCAUGAUCACCUUCGGCAUCCUCGUCUCCAACAUCAUCAACUUUGGUGUCCGAAACGUCGAAGAGCAGGAUGCCUCGUGGCGUAUCGUCAUCGGUCUCGGCAUUCUCUUCUCUCUUCCCCUUGGCCUUGGCAUCCUUCUUGUGCCUGAGUCUCCUCGAUGGCUCGCUGGUCGUGGGGACUGGGACGGCGCGCGAACAUCGAUGGCGCGACUUCGCGGUCUGAAGCAUGACGCCCACAACGCCCUGGUGGAAAACGACAUCAAGGAGAUGCGAGAGAUCUUGGACAAAGAGCGACAGGCUGGCCAUGGCACCUGGCUGGAAUGCUUCACCCCUCGCAGUGGCAUCCCCAAGCUCGUCUACCGAACCUUUCUCGGCAUGGGCAUCCACUUCUUGCAGCAGUGGACAGGCGUCAAUUACUUCUUCUACUACGGCGCCACCAUUUUCGAAUCGGCGGGCAUUAGUGACCCGAUCCAAACGCAGAUUAUCCUUGGCGCCGUCAACGUUGCGAUGACCUUUUACGGCCUGUACGUUGUGGAGAAGUAUGGCCGCCGGUGGCCUCUGUUCAUCGGCGCUCUGUGGCAGGCCGUGUGGCUAUUGGUGUUCGCCACGAUAGGCACGGCAAAGCCUCCAGGCACGGAGACGAACAAGGAGAGUGGCAUCGUCAUGAUUGUAUCGGCUUGUAUGUUCAUCGCAUCGUUCGCUGGAACCUGGGGCCCCAUGGCCUGGGUCGUGAUAGGAGAGACGUUCCCCAUGCGCACAAGGGAGAAGCAGGCUUCUUUGGCUACGGCAGGCAAUUGGCUUGGAAACUUCAUGAUUGGCUUCCUCACCCCCCUCGCUACCGAAAAGAUCAAAUACGCCUACGGCUUCGUCUUUGUCGGCACCAACUUCGCCGCCGCCCUCCUCGUCUGGUUCUUCCUUUACGAGUCCCGGACACUUAGUCUUGAGAAUGUCGAUCUCAUGUACAGCCAGGAGGGGCUCAAGCCGUGGAACAGCUCCAAGUGGGUGCCGCCGGGCUACAUCACGAGAAAGCAGCGAGACGACAACUUUUUCGGGCAGAAGACUGUGCAACACCAGGCUAACGAGAAAGACGCGAGUGACUCUAACGACGCUAUAACGGAGGACCGACGAGAGAUUGCAUAG
Molecule: messenger RNA, 1626 nt
Organism: Purpureocillium lilacinum
Lineage: Eukaryota; Fungi; Ascomycota; Sordariomycetes; Hypocreales; Ophiocordycipitaceae
Product: hexose transporter hxt1
Biological process (GO): carbohydrate transport; transmembrane transport
Cellular component (GO): plasma membrane
Molecular function (GO): carbohydrate:proton symporter activity
Source: RefSeq, a predicted model, not a curated record